Molecule: messenger RNA, 4141 nt
Organism: Pomacea canaliculata
Lineage: Eukaryota; Metazoa; Mollusca; Gastropoda; Architaenioglossa; Ampullariidae
Product: leucine-rich melanocyte differentiation-associated protein-like
Exons: 7
Coding region: 228-965 (245 amino acids)
Biological process (GO): melanocyte differentiation
Molecular function (GO): protein binding
Source: RefSeq, a predicted model, not a curated record
ACUCUACACUGCUAUGUAAUCACAAAUUUCGUUAGUAUAUUUGGUCACAGGAAGUUGCUGUAUAUUUACUCACGCAUGAAGACAAUAACUUUUGCAUCUUAAUCUAUAAAUUAUGUGUAAUAUAUUAAAUGAUCACCCAGUGCACAUAUUCUCUUCAGAGUUGAAAUCUUGACGCACCACACCAAACAGUAAGUCACGUGAUUAAUAGCCUGUCAUGUGAUGAGAAAAUGGGGGAGCCGUCAAGAAGUUACGAAGAUACAGGCGAGACAUCACGAUUGCAACCUGUGUUUUCAGAAGGCCAGCUGUCUUUUAUAGGCCAUGAUGCAAGUGAAAUUCCUAUCCAUUUAAUGCAGGAAUAUACUGUCCAGACUGUGCACCUAGACCUCAGUUUCAACAGGCUUUGGCAGUUGAAUGGUCUAGAAAGGUUCACACAACUCAAGACCCUUGUUCUUGACAACAAUGAGAUUGGAGAUGACACCAUGUUUCCUCAUAUUGAGAGCCUUGAUACUCUCUCCCUUAACAAAAACAGAAUAACAAAGCUUGAUCAGUUUCUGAAGCAGAUAGAAAGUAGAUUUCCUUGCCUGACCUAUCUCAGCCUUUUGGGCAACACAGCAUGCCCAAAUCAACUGUCUUCUACAGAUAAGGAUGACGAAGACUAUCAGCGAUACAGGUACUAUGUCCUAUUCCAUCUUCCAAAAUUGAAAUUCUUGGAUGCAAGUGCAGUGCGGCUUACAGAACUGUUGGAAGCAAAGCGUUGUGGACAAUUCAUGGAAGUAGUUCGACCUAAUGAAGCCAUUGAGCAGAGAGAACCUGUGGAGGCUAUGACUUUCCAGUACAGUCCUCUUCCUAAAGAAGGUUCCUCAGAAUCAGAUGAUCAGCACAUAGGAACAUAUGGACAUUCCAAGUAUGUGUAUUUUGGUCGGCAUUCGGAGGGUAACAGAUUCAUACGCAACAAAGAUUUGUAGCAAGACCCCAAGAAUGACUUUGUUCAGAUUAACAACAACUUUUAGUUUUUAUUUUAGAUUGUCUGCCAUGUGUCAUGCACAGAGGCUGAUUUUUCCAUACUUUAGCAUUUUGUAUAAAGUUGGUAGGGCAGCUUUGUUAGUGUAAAUCUGGCCACAGCAAACCUUUUCAGACGGUCAUGUUUUUAUUCUUAUACAACAUGAGUAAUCACCAUGCAACAUUGAGCAUUCAUUGAUGCAUGAAAUAUAUUUUGUAAAAUGUGACAGUAAAAUUUUAGUUUUUUUUGUUUUUGUUUGCUUUUUUAAUCAGUCAAGACAGAUGUAAAGAGAGUUAAUGUGUACUUCACUAUCUUUCAGAGGGACUUGACAUUGUAUAAAAUGAUAAAUCUAAGUAUCAGAGUAGUUUUGUCCAACAGAGGAAUUUAAUUCAUUUGUAGUGUGUUUCGCAAAGCUUUGAAGAUUACAUUUUUCGUAAUAAAGUGUGAAAUAUCUACUUCUCACUCUCUAGACAUUUUACAAAUGAAUCAAUUGCCAUAAACUGCUUCCUCUACUAACCCUCUUAACAUGCUGGGCCUUGAUUGUGGCUUUGGCUGGAAGCAUGGGAAAGGCAAUUUUCAUUACUUUUAUUGCAAAGUUCAAGUUUUCUCCUUUCCAAAAAGUAUAGGUUUCUUGGUCUAAUGUUUACCUGAGAACAGCAAUAAUAAAAAACAAACUUUACCCACUGUCAUCUUCACAGUCUUCAAUUAUGAGCCAGUCAUUGUAAUGUUAUAUUUUUAUAUCGUGCUAAGAGGGUUAGCAGCAACAGAUAUUAUACCUUAUUAGUGCUCGUCAAAACUUGUAUUCUAUUUAUGUAAUUGGACUUUUAAAGAAAGGAAAAUGAGUAUUAAGGUCUACUUUUCUGAACAAGACAAAAUGAGUAUCACGGAAUUUGUUGAUGCAAACUAGUCUGAUGAGCCAGGGUACCCAGUAUUUCAGAUGAGUCAGAUUUGCUGCCUUAUAGUUCAUAAACUGCUUUCUACAAUGGCAGCCACUGCCUCAAAAUUAUUUUGUAGAUCUUCGUACAUAUUUGUGUAUAUAGUUCAGUCUCAGCAUCUGUAAGCCUUUUGUUUUAACAGUAUUUGUUGUCUACCCAUUCUUCUAUGAUGUAAGUGUUUAUAUCUUGUACUGAGCAAUAGUAGGUUUUUAGUUUGAAAAUUUGCCUGGGGUUUUUUUUUUUUUGGUUGAUCUUUUAAAACUAAAAAGCUUUGCAUUUUUUCACAUUUGCUGUUUUAUUUCUUAGUAGCAUGAUGACAAAAAAACAUGCAACACAAAAUGUAAUAAACAAUACAAUUUUUACAAAUUACAUAGAAAAGCAAACUAGCGGAUAAAAACCAGGAGUUUCUUUUGCUAUUAACUUUUGUAAUUAAAAUAUAUUAUCAAAUUAGCUUCUCAUGUAAAUCACUUUGUCCAAUUCAAGUAUUCCUAUUAAAUUUCUUAUGCUGUGUGUUUUUAGUCUAUUCUCAUGAUAAAUUACCACCCAGCGAAUUUCCAGUUUUGUAUAAAGAAAUUAGGCUUGGCAUAAGAGGCAAGAGUUAUAGGAUGAAACAUCUAUACUUAUGGCUUGUUACUGAGAAACAAAAAAAAAGGCAUUCUCCUAAUCUUUUGACUGUUGGGGGAUGAGGUAUUAGACUGCCUUUUUUGCAAGGAUUAUGCCCAUCUCCUCUCCCUUGCUGCCUUAUCUUCCCUAAUUCACUGUGGAGUCAGGUACACAUGUCCCAUAGCUGGGCUGACUGUGCUGCAUGGGUAUCAAAACCAGUCAACCUUUGGUUUUGGACAGCAGCAUUCUAACCACUUGACAAUCAACAUGUCUGACAACUUUAAAAGAAUCCAUAGCAGACAAUGUUACUAAAGAGGUAAAAUUGAUAAAUGUGCUUAAGAAGCUUGUAAAACCUUAUGGAUCCAGUAAAAUGCUGAAGCAUUUUUUGUAACUCGCUCUUCAUUCUCAGGGCUGAGCAACUGACACCUAUACUAUUCCUUGAAAAAAAAAACUGUUUAUUGUGGUAUGGAUAUUUUACAAGUACAUGAUCUGAAGAUCUCAGGUUUUUGAUAACAUAUAUUUUUCAGUUUUUCAUUUGUAUUUUAAAGAACAAGUGGAGGCUAACUGAGAGAGAAUCUCUACUCAACCAACAUCAGGGAUGAAAAAAAAUAGCAUUAAAGAAUGCAAAUUGAGGCAUAUUUAUAUGGUGACAUGAUAAAGUGGACCUCAACUUGCAGGCAUUUGAUAGCUAGUACUUUGGUGUAGAUUUGUGUAACCUGUCUUUGCCUCAGGUGCUUGGAAGAUGUGCUGGUAAAUAUGGUUCAUUACUGUCAUUGGCAGAAAGAGGAUGAAGAAUUUAAGUAGUCAUUCAUUAGCUUAUUGGCAUUACUUUUAAUUGUCACAUAAUAUAAGAUAUUCACAUUUCACCACUUUUUUACAAUAUAGUUAUAAUAUAGUAUGAUUAGCAGUUUUUCUUUAGGAACUAGACAUAGAGUAUGGGUUCUUUUACAGAAACUCCCAAUAUAUCAAGUACUGACAAGACUUUUUAGUCAAGUGACAGAUAGCAUGUUAAAAACUUUAAGUGGAUGUUUUCUUUCCUUAUGUAGCACCAUGUGUGUAUUCAUUCUACAAAUGGCAUAUUACACAAUCAUGCUACAUUUAAAGGAAAAUUCACAAGUAAAAUGUUUAUACUUAAUUUCUUUUUUAUGUGGUUGAGUACACUAAUCACUUGAUUUUUGAUUGAUUGAAGUGAAAGAUUUAAGUACUUGUGCAAAUGAUAUUCAACAGAAGAAUAAAUUUCCACACCUUAAUUUAUGACGGUAAAAAUGCUUGCCACUGCACUAGUGCCAUAUAUUUCUGCUAUCAUAGGCUAUCAAAUUAAUGUUUGUGUAAUUAUUUAGCAUUUUGUUGCUUACCAUAGCAUGUAGUUUAGAAUUUUUACGGUUGCUUCAUAUUAUUUUGACUUGAUUUUAUCUGUUUAAGGUGUUUGGAGUACAUGCAGAGAAAUGCUAGUAUAAUACUAGAGGAAAGUUCCUUGUUUGACCAGUGUUUAUUGGGUUAUGUUUAACAUAAUUCUUACAUUUGUUUACAGUUUAUAUCUUAUUGUUGGAGCUUUAAGCAUUGGUUAUAUUGUAAUCUGUGAAAUAAAGUUCUUUCGCAGCCU